CUCUUUUACUUUGUCUCUUUCGGUCCGAGCAACUCUCGCACAAGCACACACCAGUGGAAGGCCGCUUAGCCUCUUCCUAACUCUACCAUUGCUAGUUUCACAAACAACACACACCCUAACUCUCUCUUUCUCCCCCUCUCUCUCCUUCUCUUAAACAGACACUGGUGUGCUACACAUACAUACAUACACAAAUACACAUAUUUAGUCAUACACAAAUAUAUAUAUUAUUAUUAUACCGACGGAAUAUCGUGAAUGAAAGGAAAGAGUAUAGAUCACAGCAACUGAAUGAUUAACAACACAACAAAUAUAUAUUUAUAUAUAUAUAAAGAAGCAAGCUGCUGUCUUCUCGCUCGCUCUCUCUCUCUUUCUCUCUCUGCCUUGGUGUGUGUAUAUUAGGUUGUCUUGAUAACUACCUUUAGUCAAAAUAUACACACCUUACAACUCUCAUAGACACCUAAGCAUAUAUUGGAAACCUUCGUCCUGCAAAUAUACAGUAGCAACCCAACGUUGUAUUUAUAUAUAUAUAGAAACACAUACAUACAUGUGUAUAUAAGUAUAUAUAUAUAUAUUAUUCUAUGUGUGUCUAUAUAAAUCUACCCUUAUCUAUGAUAUAGUUUUAUUGUUUUCUACCCGGAGUCAGCCAAAAGAAAGGAGAACAAGGAACAAAAAAAGUCAACAACUUGGUGAUAUAUUUUAUUUAGAUUUCAUUAUAUAUUAUAUAUAUUUUACUAUAAUUAUUAUUGUUGCUGCAAUUGUUCUUGUUAUUACCAUAUUUUCCUUUUAACAAACUCUAAAACAAAACAAAAAAAGGAAAAUUUUAGAAACAUUAAAAGAAAGAAGAAGAAAAAAAAGAGUCUUGAAGGAGGUUGAGGAAAAAUAUUCAUCAUGUUAGCAUUAUUUCAAAGAAUCCUUGAUUGGUUUCGAAGUUUAUUCUGGAAGGAAGAAAUGGAAUUAACCCUAGUCGGCUUGCAGUAUUCUGGCAAGACAACGUUCGUUAAUGUAAUUGCGUCUGGUCAGUUCAGUGAAGAUAUGAUUCCAACAGUUGGUUUCAAUAUGAGAAAGAUUACCAAAGGGAAUGUGACAAUCAAGUUAUGGGAUAUUGGUGGUCAGCCAAGAUUCCGUAGUAUGUGGGAACGAUACUGUCGAGGAGUCAAUGCCAUAGUUUAUAUGGUAGAUGCCGCUGACCUGGAGAAGACGGAGGCAUCAAGAAAUGAGUUGCAUAAUUUACUAGACAAGCCACAGUUACAGGGUAUUCCUGUGUUGGUGUUGGGAAACAAACGAGACUUGCCCAGAGCCCUAGAUGAGAAAGAUCUUAUUGAAAAAAUGAAUUUAUCUGCUAUUCAGGAUAGAGAAAUUUGUUGCUAUUCCAUAUCAUGUAAAGAAAAAGAAAACAUAGAUAUAACUUUGCAAUGGUUGGUGCAACAUUCAAAAUCUGGUGGGCGAUUAGGCUGAUGUGUGUACAGUACACUGAUUUAUCUAUUUGAGAGAUUUGCUAAUGACACCUCCACCACUUCUACCAAAAUUCAUCAUCAUACAGACACCUGUGCUCAACAUUUUUCACUUUGGUUGUUGUUGUUGUUUUCUCACUUUCCCCCCUCUCUCUCUUUUUACAAACAGCUGCUAUUUUUAGUUGCAACUAACGAAAGGUCAGUUAACUUCUUCAAAUAUUAUUAAAUGUAAAACCAAGUAACACAUCUUCACAAACACACACGUGUGUGUUUGUGUGUGUAUGUAAGUAU
Messenger RNA from Octopus bimaculoides (California two-spot octopus), 1739 nucleotides. RefSeq names its product ADP-ribosylation factor-like protein 8B. Gene Ontology annotation, biological process: protein transport; anterograde axonal transport. NCBI's taxonomy places the organism in Eukaryota, Metazoa, Mollusca, Cephalopoda, Octopoda, Octopodidae. The record is from RefSeq and is a predicted model, not a curated record. Gene Ontology annotation, cellular component: lysosomal membrane. Gene Ontology annotation, molecular function: GTPase activity; GTP binding.